This is a messenger RNA of Erpetoichthys calabaricus (reedfish), 8084 nucleotides long. RefSeq names its product ATPase family AAA domain containing 2B (gene atad2b). Gene Ontology annotation, biological process: positive regulation of transcription by RNA polymerase II. The transcript is spliced from 28 exons. The record is from RefSeq and is a predicted model, not a curated record. Lineage: Eukaryota; Metazoa; Chordata; Cladistia; Polypteriformes; Polypteridae. The coding region runs from base 198 to 4532 and encodes 1444 amino acids. Gene Ontology annotation, molecular function: histone binding; chromatin binding; ATP binding. Gene Ontology annotation, cellular component: nucleus.
UGCGUGACUGAGCGAGCGCACAGAAAGAGAGAGAGAGAGAACGCGAGCGAGCUAAUGCGCGUGCAGAAGAUCUGCUGACAGUAGAGGGAGGGCGAGAGGCAGAAAAAAGAGAAAUGGCGCCUCGGUGCUCAACUCCCUGAGACACCGAGCAGAGAAAAAGGCAGUGAAGUAGAGAGCAAGGGGAAGCCGAGCACAUCAUGGUGAACACCCGGAGGAGCUCCCGGUCCGAAUCGAUUAGUAUCAGCCAUUACAUCUCAUCCAGGACUCGCUCGUCUGUCAAGAACAACCCCAGUUCCGAGGAGCACCACCAUAAAGACCCUGGCAGUGAUGUUAGUUCCAGUGGUGCCUGCUUGUCUCCCCCUGCUAAACGGACCCGUAGACUCAAAAGCCCGGUAUGCAGCGACAGUUCCCCCAGUCCUCUUGCAAGUGUACAGAGGGAGGAGUGGCGGACACAUACCAGACAAUCCAGAUCCAGGUUAUCCAGUAGUACCAGUGGCAACCUGCAGAAUGGACACAGCAGUUUAUCUCGUAUUGGUCGCUCUCGAAGGAAUGACGAAAGUGGAAGCACAGAUCACUCUAUAAUGAACGGAAAUAUUGAGGUCAGGAGGAGCUGUCGGUCCAAACGGAGCAGAUUUGAGUCUGUAAAUCAGAGCAUGCUUUUUGACCAACUUGUGAACAGUACAGCCGAGGCUGUUCUUCAAGAAAUGGACAGUAUGAGCAACAUCAGGCAGAACAGAGAGGUGGAGCGACUAAGAAUGUGGACGGAUACAGAGUUUGAAAACAUGGAUAUGUACUCACGCGUUAAAAGGAGGCGGAAGCCACUUCGGAGGCCAUCUUUUGGAAUUCAGCCUCGUCAUGAGGUACUCAGUGAAGCUGAGGGUGAAGAGGAAGAAUCUCAGGAAGAAGAAGAGGAAGAGGAAGAUGAGGAUGAUGAAGAUGAUGAGGAUGAUGAAGUGGAUGAAGCUGAGGAGGCCGAAGGUGAAAAUGGUCGACCUUACAAUUUAAGACAAAGGAAAACUGUACAAAGGUAUCAAGCACCACCUAUAGAGCCAACUAAUCGAAAGCAAAGACAGAGCACACUAUUUGAUACACACAGGUCUCCUGCGCGAAGAAGUCAUAUACGGGUAAAGAAACAUGCUAUCCAUAGCAGUGACACAACCUCCUCAUCAGAUGAGGAGCGAUUUGAAAGGCGAAAAAGCAAAAGCAUGACACGGGCACGGAAUAGGUGUCUUCCUAUGAACUUACGAGGUGAAGACCUUGCAAGCGGUAUUCUUCGAGAUAGAGUGAAGGUUGGCGCAAGUUUAGCUGAUGUUGACCCUAUGACUAUAGACACCGCGGUGAGAUUUGACAGCGUAGGUGGUCUUGGACAUCAUAUACAAGCCCUUAAAGAGAUGGUGGUGUUCCCCCUUCUUUAUCCAGAAGUCUUUGAGAGGUUUAAGAUUCAACCACCAAGAGGUUGUCUCUUCUAUGGACCACCUGGUACAGGGAAGACAUUGGUUGCCAGAGCUCUUGCAAAUGAAUGUAGCCAAGGAGAUCGCAAAGUUUCAUUCUUCAUGAGGAAAGGAGCAGAUUGUCUAAGUAAAUGGGUAGGCGAGUCUGAACGACAGCUUCGACUUCUGUUUGAUCAGGCUUACCUAAUGCGACCGUCUAUCAUUUUUUUUGAUGAGAUUGAUGGGUUGGCACCUGUUCGUUCCAGUAGACAGGAUCAAAUUCACAGUUCCAUUGUUUCUACGCUGCUAGCUUUAAUGGAUGGACUGGAUAACCGUGGGGAAAUAGUUGUCAUUGGUGCUACAAACAGACUUGAUUCUAUUGACCCAGCACUCAGGAGACCUGGUCGCUUUGACAGGGAAUUUCUUUUUAACUUACCCGAUAAAAAGGCUCGUAAGCACAUUUUAAAGAUUCACACAAGGGACUGGAACCCCAAACUGGCUGAUGCUUUUCUGGAUGAAUUGGCAGAAAAAUGUGUUGGCUACUGUGGAGCUGACAUUAAAGCACUUUGCACAGAAGCGGCCUUGAUUGCCCUUCGUCGGCGCUACCCCCAAAUUUAUGCCAGUAGCCAGAAGCUUCAGCUUGAUGUCUCAUCAAUUAUUCUUAGUCAGCAGGAUUUUUACUAUGCCAUGAAGAACAUUGUGCCUGCUUCACAGAGAGCUGUGAUGUCUCCAGGACAAGCCCUUUCUCCAAUCAUCAGACCUCUGUUAGAGAAUAUUUUCGGUGGAAUCUUGGCCAAUUUGCAGAGGGUUUUCCCACAUGCUGAGCUUUCGCAAGUGGACAAGAAGGAAGAUAUUUUUGAACAGCUCCUGGAGGAUGACAUUUUCAGUGACGAUGAAGUUAUUGGUGCUCCCUCUAUCUUUGAUUUUCAUUCUCACUCAGGAUCUCCAAAGAAAACACCAUCAGCAAAUUCCCAUAGACCAUUCCUUCAUUUCACAGUGUCUGCCUAUCAUCAGCCUACUUCAUACAGGCCUCGAUUGCUUUUGGCUGGAGACAGGGGCUCUGGUCAAAGUACUCAUCUUGCUCCAGCGGUGCUACACAGUUUGGAGAAGUUUUCUGUUCAUAGAUUAGAUCUACCAACUCUGUAUUCUGUAAGUGCCAAAACCCCAGAGGAGUCUUGUGCACAGGUGUUUCGUGAAGCACGGAGAACAGUCCCAUGUGUGGUUUAUAUGCCAAUGAUCAGUGAAUGGUGGGACUCAGUGAAUGAUAUGGUGAGGACUACAAUUGUAACCCUUCUGCAGGAUAUCCCCUCUUUCACACCAAUCUUAAUUCUGGCUACCUCAGAAAUCCCUUAUGGACAACUUCAUGAAGAGGUGAAAAGCAUCUUUAGGAACCAAUAUGGUGAAGUUGUCAAUCUAAAAAGGCCAAAUGAGGUGGAUCGUAGAAAGUUUUUCGGAGAUUUGAUCUUAAUUCAGUCUGCAAGACCUCCAUCACGAAAGAAAAAAGCAGCUAUGCGUGCCUUGGAAGUACUUCUUCCUGCUGUUCCACCACCUCCCCGGGAACUUUCUGAAGAGGAAAAAAAACGUCUUGCAGACCAAGAGGAAAAUACUCUGAGAGAACUGCGACUAUUUCUCAGGGAUGUGACCAAACGGCUGGCAACUGACAAGCGCUUUAAUAUCUUCUCCAAGCCUGUUGAUAUUGAAGAGGUUUCAGACUACUUAGAAGUAAUAAAACAACCAAUGGAUUUAUCAACAAUUAUGACCAAAAUUGAUACACACAAAUAUUUUACUGUGAAGGAUUUUCUGGUGGAUAUUGACCUCAUCUGUAGCAAUGCACUUGAAUAUAAUCCAGAUAAAGACCCUGGAGAUAAAAUAAUAAGACACAGAGCGUGUACUCUGAAGGACACUGCACAUGCAAUAUUUGCAGCUGAACUAGAUCCAGAAUUCAAUCGAAUGUGUGAAGAAAUCAAGGAAUCAAGAAUGAAAAGGGGUUUCCAGGCUGAAUCAGAAAAAACAAAUACUACCCCCUGCACUGGUAAGAAACCAGGUUCGUUGUCUGAGGAGUCGUCACAGAAUAUACAAAGGAAUGGAAUUGAAAGUUCUUUGAAUAAGUGCAGUCAUCACAUUAGGAGAAAAUUAAGGAGACGACCACAAUGGGGAAGAGGAAUAAUUCGAAGAAGAAAAUACUACUUAAAGAAAGAAGGUACAGAAGGAGAAGACAGUGAACCAGCAGAAUUUGGAGAGCUAGAAGGCACCACUGACUGUCAUGAUGACACUUUGGAAGAAGAGACAGCUGAUCUGUCUCUUACUCAUGAUGAGUCAUCUUGUGAUGCUUUGGAGCUUGGAAGGGUUUUGCACAGCCAGAAUGGCCCCAUUGCCCAUCAAAAUGGACACUUACUAUCCACUGAGGAAGAGAGUUCCAAUGAACCACCAGUAUCUAGUGGAAAUAUUGAAAGCAUUAAAGAAGAUACACUUAGUCGAAAGCUUUCAGCUUCAAACUCCAGCCACCCUAAACGGGAGGACUGCAUUAAUGGUGAUUCAUCCUUGGACAGUUUAUAUAGUGAUGUCAGUCGCAAGAGUAUAGAAGAGAGAGAACUAAAUUCUAAGGAACAAUCAGUGGAUCUGUGUUCUAUUACCACCCUUGAUGGGAGUCGAAGGGUUCAUGAAGGUUCAUUUACUCAAAAAGUUAAUUCAGGAAAACCAGAACAAGGCCAGAUGUUAAGGUCAACAGAAAAUACCAGCCUUAGUACAACAUCACACCAAGUUGUGGACUCUGAAACAAAAGAGAGUGAUCACGAAAAAGAAGGUGCAUCCAAAAUGAAGAAGUGCCGAAAAUCAUUUUCAGAGCAGUUGAAAGCAAUAAACAUAGACAGUAUUUCUGAGGAAGUAGUAGAAUCCACACUACCAUUGAUUGUGAACCAUGAACGACUGUCAAAUCUUUUACAGCUGGUGGUUAAAAAGACAGAGAACUUCACUGUUGAUCAAUUGGAAAGGCUGUAUUCGCUGCUAAGCCAGUGCAUUUACCGUCACCGCAGGGAUUAUGAUAAAACACAUCUUACUGAGGAAAUGGAAAGAACAGUUCAAACUUUUGAGACAUUCCUGUGAUUAUUUUUGAGGAAAAAAACAGGUUGAUCCUGACAGAAACUCUUUGAAGAAGGGAGACCAUUCUUCUGAGCCAUUUAUUUCUUGACUGCGGAGCUUGUGUAGACUUAAAAUGCUCCCUUUUGUGAUAUCCCCCUCCCCACCCCACAGGUUUUUAUUUACCUUUUUUUUUUUUUUUUUUUUGUUCAUUUUUUUCUUAUGGUGAUUUGGUGCUAUUGUCUCAGGUACCUGGAACCAACCAGCCUACAGAACCAAACAGACAUGCUUUUAAAAAGGUGUCCAUGUCCACUCAUGCCAAUGCUGUUUGAUACUGGUGCUAUUCACUUUAAACCGCUGCUCCUGGUUUCAUCUACAAUGAUACAAAUAAAACAACUAUAUUUGGCUGCCACCGGAAGGUAUGAGAAAAGGCAAAUGAGGAAAACCUGCAAAGCAACUUCUGCAUUGGUGAAGCAACAAUGUUCCCCCUUUCCCAGAUACUUGUAUAAAUGAAUCCUUGAAACAAGACAUCAGCUAAAACUCAAGGGUGCUUUGGAGUUGUAUGAUAGCUUUUUAUCCGCAUGUCAUUUAUUUAUAUGUGUAAUAACUCCCUCAGGAGAGCAAAGUAUGUCAGUUUUUAAAAAAGUAGGAAUUUUCAGCAACCAUAAUAAGGUGUCUCUUUUGCCAGUUUGGCUUUAGAUCCUUGUUGUAUUGUGGAUCAUAUGAAAUGGAAAUACUUUGAGUUUUUGAAUAGCACUUUUAGCUCUGGGCUAGUAAAUACAAGAUGUUUGUCACAUCCUAGAGCUGCUUGCAGGUGUAUGUAAUGUGCAUAAAAAACACACAAAAUGUUAUUACUUUUUGUGUGUAAGUUUUGUGUGGUAGUUUUGACAUUGCUGUCUUUUGAGAAAUUUUGUCAAAACAUGAAGCCAAAUGUCAACUGAAUAAGCCCAAAACAGGUUUAGCAGUAGAUUCUGGAAAAGGGGGAGAAAAUGCUUUUGUUAUCAGAAGGUGUAAUGGUAGCUUUCUGCAGGGAGUUGCAUUAUUUCUUGUAUGCUUUUUGAUUUUAUUUCCAUUCACUGCAAUGAGGAGAAAGAAACAGAACAUAUAUGCUACAUCUGUAUGAAUUUUUGUCUUGUGCACCACACCUCACAGCAGGCUAGCAUGACAGGUUUAAAUACAUUUAAAUAGAAUUCCUUUCCUGUGGUUUGCACUGCCUAGCAUGUGCCUUAUUAAAUCAUAAAUAGAAACAAAUGAAAUGUAACUGUUGAGUUAUCUCUUGGCUGAAGUAUGUUUAUGGUAAUAUCACUCACUGUGGUGCGCUUUGUGUCUAAAUAGUUUUUCUUGUUCAGUGUUUUUUUUUUUUCCAGCUGGACGUUUUUGUACUGUCUUGCUUGAACUAAGAGCAUUAAUUGUGGAUUUUCGUUGUAUUUUCUCCCAAGCGUAACUGAAACAAAUCUGCAGAAGAACAGAGAUUAUCAGCUUUUUAACAUGUUGUUUGUAUUUUUUUCUUGUGUAGUAACUCCUCUUGUUCUAGUAUAUAUUUGUUAGAAAAAAUGUGCCAAUGUCGUCUUGUUCCUGAUGUUUUACAGUACAUGGCCAUUCUAGGCAGUGUUGUCAGUGGUUAGACUUGAGCUUUAGAGUUUUUUUUGUUGUUUUUGUAGAAGUAGUCAACACCCCUACGCUUCAGUAUAUCUCAAUUUACUAUAGCAUUUGGUCCAAUCAGAUAUGCAACAUCUUUCUCUAAAGAAUGAUGAAUUGACUUCUGCAGAGAUGAUACAGUGCUACCUCAGCUUUUUUUUCCCUUAUAUAAUUAGCAUUUUGUUUGCUUUGAAACUCAGUCCCCAUCUGUUUACUAGUACCAAUGGUGUCGAUUUCUUUAAUGUUUUCUGAAGUUUACAUACUAUUUAGUUAAGGUACUAGGACAAACUGGUUAUCCUGGGCUAUAUUUCUUUGACAGCUACAGUGAUCCAGUGUAACUAUUUAUCUUCAGCUGUAAGCAAAGAAGAAAAAAAAUUUUUUUUCCUUCUUGACUUUAUUAUAUAAGAACAAGAGAUACUUUUUGAAUCUAUUACACAAUGCAGAUAUCUAAAUUCUGUGUUGUAUGUUAUUUUGCCACUUACUCAAAAGUACUUUAUUAAGAUGAGAUUGAAGUGGCAUAAAAUAAGACUGUAAAAAUAUUGAUAUUUAGAAUUGACAUGUUUUUUUCCUAAUGUUACCAUUAUUUCAAAAGUGAGUUUUAAUGUCACAAAACUAACAGAAAAAAGAUUUUGUACCUUUAAAAAGUUUUUGGAAUGUUGCUAUUUUUUGUUGAUUACAUUGUAGCAAACUUUUAUAGCAAGUUUCUCAACAUAGUUUUUACACAUCUCAGGUUCUUGCUGCAGUCAUUUUAAAAUUAAUUUUAUUACUUCCACAAGCUAACAAAACUUGUAGGAAUCUCAUUUACAGCUACACCUUGCUUUUUAGUUUUAGACAUACUGUAUACAGAUGGCGGGAGGAUGGGGAAUAGUGCAUAACAAUCUAUUGGUGGCCUUUUUAUAAACAGAAAGGCUCUUUUAAAUAAACCACAGAAGAAUAAUUUUGAACUGCCGUGCUUACACUUCUAAAUGUAUACAUCUGCAAACCCAUUUAAGGGCCAUUAAAUGUUGCAAUGAUGAACCUCAGAUGUGUAGUCUUCAUUUACCAGAUGCGUGUGGUGCUUUUGAGGCCUUACCUUAGGUUCAAGAAAAUACAAAUACACUUAUCACUGCUUAGCCUGGUUCAUAAACUAAGCUUUGGUGCUUUAUACAAAUAUCACAUUUUGCCAGACUGUAUAGAUUUCAUCAGAAGUGAAAAUGAACUGUAUUGGGUGGUUUCAAAGCUGCACCUCCACCACCUCGCCAUCUCACUUUUGUAACAACUGUGUAAGAAAUAGUGGCACUACCACACUCCUUAGCACAUUAAAUAUCUUGACAAUUUGCUACUGGCUCUUAUUUUCCCCUUUUAAUUGAUAGUCAUGACACUGCAAGUGCUGGGGUAAUUGACAAAAGUGGCUGAGGGUGGGAAUGCCUCUUCAUGAAUUUAAACUGCACAUUAUUGAACUAGAAAAAGUCUUUUACUCCCAAGAUACUAGUCCUUACUUUUAGAAGACUUGGUUUUCAUCCUUAUGUUUUCUACUAAAAUAUUGUUUUUUAGUAACAAGUCAAAAUUCAUAAUCAAAAUGCUUUUGAGUAUAUUGGGAGAGUUCUCCACUUUUUUAUUUUUUAUUUUUUUCAAUUGUAGCUGUAGAAGGACUUUAUUGAUGUUUAUUCGGGUUUUGAGGGAUGUUUUUUUUUUGUUUUUUUUUUUGUUGUUUUUGGUUGUAGCUUUUCAAUUUUAAUGUUCUUUUCUGUUUGGAAAGGAUUAUUCCAAAUUGUAUUUAACAUAUUUGACUUAGUAUAAGUUAUUUUGAAUUUUGAACAUUUACUGUAAUUUUCAAAACUGCUGUGAAAUACUUGAAUAAAGAUGAAAAUUGUGUUAAUUAGUCUGUCCUUCCAUAUUCAGCACAUAACAGUACACAGGUGUGGUUUACUACUAGUGUUUCAAUAAACAGCUUUGAGAUUU